AUGGAUAAUGCUUCUUCAUUUUCGGGGAAAACGGGGGGGAAGACGGGCGCGGAGGCGCCGGAGGGCGUGGACGAGGAGGCGUGGGAGUCGCCUCGAGAGGUGGUGGUGGUGUCGGACGUUGAGGAGGGGGUCUCGCUGAGGGCCAUUUUGGACCCGGCGGCGGCCUCCUCCUCCGCGGCCGACGGUAGCCGCGGGGGCACGCGACGACCGCGGACCCGCCAAAUGGCGAGGAGGGGGGGAUCGAGCGCUCGAUCGGGCAGUCGGGCUGGUCGGGUCAGCCGGGAUAGUUCCCGGGACUCGGCUGCCUCGACGACGUGCGACGUGGCGUCCCUUCCGGGGGACGUCGACACCGACGCGUCGGCGAGCGAGACGGGGAGGAAGCGCAAGCGCGGGAGGCCCCCUACCACCGGGGAGUACGUCGGCCUGGCGGAGGCCAAGCGCGCCGCCAGGGAGGAGGAGCGGCUGUCGAGGGAGUGGGAGCGGGAGAAGGAAGUCCUCGCCUCCAUUCCCUCGCCAGCCGACAAGAGGGAGCGCGAAUCCUGGGAAGUCCAGGUGGAGCGCUUUCGGGAGUGCCCGUCACCCGACAUCACCGCUCGGGUGAUGGAGCACCUCGAAACCGUCGUGAAGGUCGCGAAGAACUCGGGCCACCUUCAGGGCCCCUAUGUCAGGGCCCUGAAGGAGGCCGCGGCGGGCAUCAGGGCGGCACUCACCGUCACUGCUGAGAGGAGGGGCGCCGGAGCCCCUUCUCUCAGCACGGAGAACGCCGCCCUGAGGGGGGAGGUGGAGUCCCUCAAGUCGCAGGUGCGCGAACUGAGGGACACCAUCUCCCUCAUGGGACGAGCGACCGCGGGGGACGGGGGGGAGAGCCAGCGGGUGGCUGACUCCCCCGUCCUGCGCGUCAGGGGGCGGAGGCUGGAGACUCCGCCGAGGAGCCCGGCGACGUCGGAGGCAGGACUCCGGACCGAGACCACCCCGCAGAAGGGGGGAGGUCCUCCCGCCGAAAGGGAGGACCCCCUGGUCGCCAUGGAGGCCAGAAUUAUGGCCUCCAUGGGGACCAUGGUCUCGCGGAUCGUCGCGGAGGCGGUGGCGCCCCUGGUUAGGCGCGGCGCGAGAGAGGGAGCUGAGCCGUCUCCCCAAGCAGGACCGGAGGAACCAGGCAACGGCGGGACGGCGAAGAAGAAGAAGAAGGGCAAGAAGGGGGGUGGUGGGGCGAGCGGAGCCCCGCCCGCCCUUAACCCCCCUCCGGCAGAGCAGCGGCCCAGUUCGGCGGUGGCCGGCCCGGCCAGCCGGGUUCCAGCCAGCGAGGAGGAGCAGCCGUGGUCGAAGGUGGUGGGCAGGAGGGCCGCGAGGCCAACCGCCCAGCCACCGGCCCCCGCGGGUAAGGGCAAACCCGUGCCGGGCAAACCCGCCCCAGGUAGGGGGGCCAGCGGGGGGGGCAAACCCGUGACGGGCAAACCCUCCCCGCCCGGCGGUCGACCCGGCGCGAAGGGGCCGAAGCCCCCUAAGUCGCCCAAGACGGCGGCCGUCGUCAUCACGGCAGCCGACGGCGACUACAAGGGGGCCGUGGAGAAGGCGCAGAAGGGCGUGGACAUCGACGCCCUGGGGAUCGCCGCGCCGCGAUCCGCCACCAAGGCGGACGAGCUGGCCUCCCGCUUAGAGAAGGUUUUUGAGGGGUCGGGUGUAAGGGUCACCCGACCCCUCAAGAAGGCGGAGUUGCGCGUCCGGCGACUGGACGACGCGGCUACGGAGGAGUCGGUGUCUCGGGCGGUCGCAGCCGCGGGAGGCUGCGACCCCCGGACAUCGAGUGGGCCGAUCCAGAGGUCCCCGGACGGUCUGGGGACCUCUUGGAUCAGGCUUCCUGCGCAGGCCGGCGGAAAGGUCGCCGACCUGGGCAGGAUCAGAGUGGGCUGGGCCUGGGCACCGAUAACUGUGCUGGAGCCCAGGCCCUUGAUGUGUUAUAGGUGCCUGGCGAAGGGGCACGUGCAAGCGACGUGCCCCAGUCGCGAGGACCGCCGAGACCUGUGCUACAGGUGUGGCGCGGCGGGUCAUCGGGCGCGCGGAUGCGCCGCUGACCCGAAGUGCCCUCUGUGCACGGGUCUCGGCAGGAGGGCGGACCACAGGCUGGGUAGCGCGGCCUGUGCUCCGCCCUCCAAGGGAGGGAAAAGUGGGGUGCAAAGGGGGUCGGAGACGGCGGCCCAGGGAGGGGCGCGGCCGACGGAGGCCGCUCCUCGCCCGCAAAGGGUCACCUCUCCGGCUCCCAGACAGGCGGCCCCGUCGGCGGGCGCGGCGCUGGAGCCGACGCCUGCUGAUGGGGACAAGGGAGGGCCGGCUCCUCCGCGGGAGGAGGAGCCGAAGCCCCGACGGGUGACCCGCUCCAUGGGGAAGAAGAAGGCGGAGGAGGACGACGAUGGUGCGAGGGGCCUGGAGGAGCCCGCCAUGGACGUGGAGUAA
Messenger RNA from Ooceraea biroi (clonal raider ant), 2451 nucleotides. Its product is annotated as actin cytoskeleton-regulatory complex protein PAN1-like. The record is from RefSeq and is a predicted model, not a curated record. Lineage: Eukaryota; Metazoa; Arthropoda; Insecta; Hymenoptera; Formicidae. Gene Ontology annotation, molecular function: nucleic acid binding; zinc ion binding.